AUGCAAAUUUUGUAUAAAUAUAUUCUAUUAUUCCCUUAUAAAAAAAACACACACAAAGAUUCUAAUAGAUAUCCUGUACAUUUUUGGUUCAUUAUAAAAUUUCAAUAAUAGGAAGAUUGGCUUGUGAUUCUACUGAGAGAAUUGAAAUCUGAAUACGAAAAAAGGAUAUUAUGA
Molecule: messenger RNA, 174 nt
Organism: Paramecium primaurelia
Lineage: Eukaryota; Ciliophora; Oligohymenophorea; Peniculida; Parameciidae
Source: the annotation of a GenBank genome assembly